UACUGCUUUUCUGCUCUGCCUGCUGCCAUAAGAUUCAGUGCACCACAACACUGCCUUGAGAUCCUAUCUCUCACCGUUUACAAAACCACAUAUUCAUUCAGUAGUACUGCUAGAGUAGUAGUUCGUGAGAGUUUAGUCUCUUUCACAUCACCACCAAGCUACCUCUCAUUUUGCCAUAACUCCUUUUCACCUUUUUCUUAAUCCAAAAGUUCAGAAGUUUCCAUUUUCUGAUAUUUUAUAAUCCUUUUACUCUUGGAGUUAGGAGAAAUGGAACCCCAGAAAACUCCAUUAAUAGAUGACAGCUUAUUUGAUAUUUUCAAAGAUACAGAGUUUGGGGACACUCACUUUGGUGGAGGAGACCUCCUUUCCAUCUUGGAGAACCUACAGGACUCGAAAGAUUUUGCCCCCAUCAACGAUAAUGCUGUUAUUAUCAACCCAACUUCCAAAGAAAACGAGCUAAUGGAGUCCCGAAAGGUCUCAAUAUCUUCGAGUGUUCCACAGAAUUUUGAAACUGAGCUUGAAAUCUCACCCGAAACCAAGACAAACAAGCUUAGCCCCACCUUGCCAGAGGAACCACAGAAGGUGUCUCAUAUAACAGUGGAGCGCAACCGAAGAAAGCAAAUGAAUUACAACUUGUCCGUAUUGAGGUCGCUUAUGCCUUCCUUCUAUGCCAAACGGGGAGACCAAGCAUCAAUAAUUGAAGGUGUGGUUGAUUACAUCAAUGAGUUGCAACAGUUGCUACAGUGCCUAGAGGCCAAGAAACAAAGAAAAGUUUACAGUGAUGUACUAAGCCCUAGGCUAGUUUCAAGCACAAGGCCUUCACCACUAAGCCCUAGAAUAAACCUACCCAUUAGUCCAAGGACUCCACAGCCUGGCAGCCCUUACAAACCUAGUUACCUUUCUCCAACUAUACCCAACUCUCCUACUUCUUCGGCUUCUUCUUCAAUCAACGAUAAUAUCAAAGAGCUUGUUGCCAAUUCCAAGUCUGUUAUCGCCGAUGUUCAGGUCAAGUUUUCAGGUCCACAUCUUCUUCUCAAGACAGUUUCACCACCAAUUCCUGGACAGGCUCUCAGAAUAAUAUCAGCACUUGAAGACCUAGCACUUGAAAUCCUCCAUGUCAACAUCAACAUUGCUGAUGAAACCAUGCUCAACUCAUUCACUAUUAAGAUUGGAAUUGAAUGCCAACUCAGUGCCGAAGAACUCGCUCAACAAAUCCAGCAAACAUUCUACUAAAGAUGGCUUCCACACUCCAGAAAGACCAUCUGACCUCACCCUUCCCCUUUUUGGUGUGUUGUUUGUACGUACGUAGCUGAAAUAUAGUAGAGAACAUGGGGAACAUCCAUUUAAUUAGUCUCUACCAUUUUAGUUCAUUUUCUUUCUUUUCAUUAACUAAUUAAACUAAAUUUUAAUUAGUUUAAUUGCUUAUCAUUGUCUUGUAUGUUACCCUACUACGCACUGUGCCAAGCUUUCAUUUCUCUCUGAAUUCAACUGGUUCUUUCUAUUAAAAAAUUUAUAUUUAAU
Vigna radiata var. radiata (mung bean) is the source of this 1521-nucleotide messenger RNA. Its product is annotated as transcription factor MUTE-like. The record is from RefSeq and is a predicted model, not a curated record. Lineage: Eukaryota; Viridiplantae; Streptophyta; Magnoliopsida; Fabales; Fabaceae. The transcript has 3 exons. Gene Ontology annotation, cellular component: nucleus. Gene Ontology annotation, molecular function: DNA-binding transcription factor activity; protein dimerization activity. The coding region runs from base 268 to 1233 and encodes 321 amino acids. Gene Ontology annotation, biological process: guard cell differentiation; positive regulation of DNA-templated transcription; stomatal complex development.